AGCUCGCGCUGCUGAGAGCGUGCAGUGACAGUGGGAAGCACAAUCUGUGAGCAGAGAGCGCGAGGCAGAGACCGUGUAACAAGCUGUGUGAACUAUGAGUGGACCAAACACGUGCAGCACGAGAGAUGACUGACCAGGCAGCAGUUUGGAACAAAUGACAGAAGAUUACACAUGCUGGGUUUCAAAUAAGAAGAUGCCGGCAGCAGAAAGUGAACGUAAUUUGAUCACAUUUAAGAGUAAGAAGAUGCUGUUGACCGUUUUACCUCCGAUGGAUGCCUGAAGUGUCUCCAGCAGAAUCAGCAGCAGCUAUUUAACUGAAAGGAUCUCUUGGUGGAAGUCUGCCAGCGGGGGGCCAGGAUGUGGCCCCCUGACCUCGGGCCUCCAGACGUCCAGCUGACUCUUCCUGGUUUCGGGAGUGUGUUUGAGGAUGCAGAGGACCCUCAGGCGCCGCUGUCUUCUGGUGGCUUCUGUCAGUCCUCUAUACAGUCAGGUGGUCUUGGUAUGUGCUGUCUUCCGAGGACUUCCCUGUCCUCGCUGGGCCGCGACCUCACCUCCCACAUAGAAAAGACAAUGGAGGACUUUGCAACCCCGGGGCACACAGAUCCUAAAAACAACACCCAGAGGUUCAGUUGUUACCCCCAGCCCUCCCUCCCGUUAUCCUACAUGCUCACUAGCUGUACCACAUUGCCUCCUUUUGGCUCUCCACCCUCCUCUCUUCCCUCUUCCUUCUCCUCGUCAUCUUUAUUUUUCUCCUCUUCCUUGCCUCUUUCUGAUGUACCUGGUGGCAACAAGACUCCUCAUCUCCAGCAAAAGAUACAGGAAGAGUAUCUCCCAAUAAAGCAAGAGCCUGCAGAUGAUUUCUCGCCGUGUAAGAGGGAACAGUUUCAAAACAAAAACCAGCAGGGGGAGCUGUUCCAUGUGGGCCAGACCUUCAAAGGUCAGGAAGGCACCCUACUUCAUAUCCCGAGGCUUAACGGACCCGGAGGCCAGGACCCUGCAGUGGACCAGCAGGACCAGCCGUGUCACUGGAUCGACUGCAACGCCACCUACUGCAGCCAGGAAGAGCUGGUGAGGCACAUCGAGAAGGUGCACAUCGACCAACGCAAAGGAGAAGAGUUUUCCUGUUUCUGGGCCGGCUGCGUGCGACGCAACAAACCCUUCAACGCUCGCUACAAGCUGCUUAUCCACAUGAGGGUCCACUCUGGAGAGAAACCCAAUAAAUGCAUGUUUGAGGGCUGCUCCAAGGCGUUCUCCCGUCUGGAGAACCUGAAGAUCCACCUGAGGAGCCACACGGGAGAGAAACCGUACAUCUGCCAGCACCCCGGCUGCCUCAAGGCCUUCAGCAACUCCAGCGACCGCGCCAAACACCAGCGCACACAUCUGGACACGAAGCCGUACGCCUGUCAGCUCCCAGGAUGCACCAAACGCUACACCGACCCCAGCUCACUACGCAAGCACGUCAAAGCUCAUUCAGCCAAAGGCAUCCAGGAGAGGGAGGUCAAGGUUCAGGUGCACGCGCUGCUGGAAUCGGACAUUUUGAGCGAUUGUCUGGCCCGGCAGCAUCUCCACCAGGGAAACCACUCGCCUUUACCCAGCGUCGAUGACUUCACAGGUGUGUACUCAAACAGCAGCUCCGUCCACAACAGUGCCAAUUCUGAGUUCCUCCCUCCGUCAGCGGACACCUGCUCCAGGUACCGAGGCCUGGAGGGGAACUUUGAUGCCAACAGCCCGAUAUCUUCGCUGACUAGCGCAGGGAGCGUGAGAGAGGGGAAUAGAUCGACCUCACUGUUCAUGUCCGCUGACGGCAGCCCGGUGAGCUCCUCCUCAGACAGAGGAGACGUCCAGCUGCAGGACUAUCACAAAAACUUCCAGCAGCAGCAGCAGGUGUUCUCCCAGCAGCAAGGAUGUCUGUACGGAGGGGGAAAGGCGCUUCAACCAGGCAGCGACGGAGGCUUCGAACCCGCCGGUUACUUCACAAACCCCCCCACCUCUCACUCUACAGGGUUCGACCUGUUGCAGGACCUGCAGGGUCAGGCGGGGGGCGGGUACUCCGACGACAGCUUCCUCUUCCAGGCGGGAGGCGUCGACCGCUGCCUCAACCAGAUCUAUUCCAUCUACCUGGACUCAUGAUGGGUCAGCUGCCCAGAACCAAAAAAAACUGAAGCCCAAAUCUCCUUGUCUUUCUGAAGACUAAAUGCAGCAUGAAAGGUGUGCGAGCAGACAAUCACAGUUUAGUCGAGGCUGAAGUCAGCGUCAGCGGGAGUGUAAUGGCACAAGCUAAAUGCAAACAUAAGUAAAGUGAGAGCGUCUUUAACAGAGGUGACAUUUUUUGUUCAGAGAUGACCACAGCAUUUGGGAUCUGAAUGAGCUUCUUCUUUUAUUGGUUAGGUGGAUCUGGGUCUCUGGCAGCAGUGAUGUUAAUUCUGUCUCCAUUUAAUGUUAAAAUACUGUCAUUUUUUAGGACGCAAUCUUAUAACGUAGUGGUUUAAAACCUAAGGCCCAUAAAUAAGUUUCUUGGGGUAGAAUGAAGAUACUGUAAGAACAAAACAACACUCCUCUGCUCUUCAAGGUAUACUUUAGUUUUGUCCAGUUUUUGUUUGCUACCUUAUUCAAAUGAAUCUGAGAAGUCAAAAAGAGUUAGACUUUUGGUUUAGAUGCACACAACUCUGAUAAUUCCAGGUGUGAAAGGUGUUGUAAGUUGCUUCAGCUUAAGGCACCACAAGACCAAAAACACGUUUAUGUUAAAGCAGAUCAUGAGUAAAGCAGUUUGAGAUAUGCGUACUUGUUUUAUUGCAGAGGAGUUAGAAGAGAGGGUUGAUAACCAUGUCAGGACGCUAAAACAUUUGGCUACUGAAGGACAAGAAGUACUGUAGGAUUAUCAAAUACAUCCUUAAAGAAAUUGGUAACCAAUGCAAAGAUGCUUAACUAUGGUGGCGGGAGGAGUUUGUUUUUGGAAUAACUAAAACAAAAGUACUUAUUUAAGAUUGAAGCGUGUGUCCGAAGGGUUAUUGAGAAACCUCCAAGUGCUUCUCGAGUUACAUUUAGCUGCAGAAGAGGAUAAACUGUAGCAGUGCUGCCAUCAAGUGUCUGUAAAUAUAAUAUAAAUACAGUCUGUGUGUUUAUCUCCUGGGACUUCAAACUGACACACCAAACAACAAAUACUGCACUAAAAUAUUCCAUCUGUGAUCUUCUGCCAUGGACUGAGAGGUGCCAACUAAAUAAGUGUCAAUAUAAUCCAACACCGAUCGAGAGCGUAGCAUAAUCUCCUUUUUUAUAUUGUCUUUUGUGUUUCUUCUCAUGUUGUAUCAGUGUUUAUUCAGUGAGAGGGAGGUGUGCAUUGUUUACAAUACGUGCUCUGCACUCUGCAAAAAAAAAAACGACCAACCAGAAAAAAUGUUUACACUGAUUUUGUAGCAAAAGAUUUUCUCAUUAUUGUCAUUGAACAGUGUAUAUAGGCUUUAUAAGAAAUGCACCUGUCUUUUAUAUCAAAUAAAUCUGUUUGUAUACGUUUGUGUUUGUUAGUAUUAGUGCUUUAACCCAAUGCUUACUUUCAUUAAUGAUGAUAUAUAUUCUUGAUCAAUCAGUUAUAUAAUGUUUAAAAACUGAAAAAUACCUCUUGAUAUUUAUAGGCAGAAUAUUUAUACACUUUGUAUUUAUUUUCAAGGAAAAGAAGAAAAUCCUAUCCCUUGAGAAGCUGGAACCAGUUGAUUUUUUGGGGGCAUUUUAGGGUGGAAAAUUCAACAAUCAAUAAAUUAUCUUUCAAUUAAUUAGAAUUAAUUACUCUAUUUCAGCCUCUCGUUGAAAAGUGUGUAAAUGUAUGUUAACAGAAUGUUUUUGAGCUUAUUGAGUGCUGGUUAAUACUGCCAUCUAUUGGUCAUCCAUAGCUGAAGUCAUAAUGGUCCUGAAAAGGUUCGAGUUUUCAUAAAAGAUCAAUUCAUUUCAAUUUCUGUGCUUCACAA
Messenger RNA from Eleginops maclovinus (Patagonian blennie), 3959 nucleotides. It is a transcript of the gene glis1a, whose product is annotated as zinc finger protein GLIS1. Gene Ontology annotation, molecular function: DNA-binding transcription factor activity, RNA polymerase II-specific; RNA polymerase II cis-regulatory region sequence-specific DNA binding. Gene Ontology annotation, biological process: regulation of transcription by RNA polymerase II. Gene Ontology annotation, cellular component: nucleus. Lineage: Eukaryota; Metazoa; Chordata; Actinopteri; Perciformes; Eleginopidae. The record is from RefSeq and is a predicted model, not a curated record. Bases 358 to 2130 code for a protein of 590 amino acids. The transcript is spliced from 9 exons.